CAGGAAUGGACAGUUUAAUUAAUAACCACCAUCCAUUUCUCCCUGACCUCAGCUGGUUACACAUGUUCUGACUGGAGCCCAGACAGAAGCAACUUAGUGUUCAUUAGCAAAUACUGAUUGAGUUGCAGCUCACAGUGUGGAUAUCAGAAACAAGGCUGAAAAAGAGGAACGUUAGCAAGCAGGGAUUCAGCAACACAUUCUGAAAGGGAAAGCUGAAAGGGACAAGGCAACCACUGAACCUCUCUCUCCACAUGUGGGAGGAAAGACCUAUCAGAUCAGAGGCUUACUACUGCUCAGCAGCCCAGUUCAACCUGUCUUUUCUGAGUUGGUGCUCAGCGACCCUCCUGAAUGAAUGAGUGGGUGGGCCCCGACAUCAAUGUGGUGGAACCACUGGAAAUCCCACCCAGCGAUGAAUUCUCCAUCUCCGAGAGCACCCACCUGUUCGAUAUUCUGGCAGAUCAAGGCAGUCCUCUCCUGCAGGAUCCUGACAUCUUACCCUUCACCAGCUAUCCCAGCAUGCAGUACUCAUCCAUGGAGCCAGCCAUGUCUUCCACACCAUACUACUCCAGUCAGAACUACUACCCUCCCUACAACGGAGAUGAAUGGUACUCACACACGGGGAUAUAUGAACUGAGGAAAGGACCCCUGGAGGUCAGCUAUGGUGCAGAGAUGGAAGAGAUGUCCACUGUGGUGCCUGCUGUGUGCAAGAGGACCCGGCACAUGACGCAGGCUGGAAGGGUCAAAGGGGAGGAACUUUGUGUUGUGUGUGGAGACAAGGCCUCUGGAUACCAUUAUAAUGCGCUCACCUGUGAGGGAUGUAAAGGUUUCUUCAGACGGAGCAUAACAAAGAACGCUGUGUACAAAUGCAAGAGUGGGGGAAACUGUGAAAUGGACAUGUAUAUGCGCAGGAAAUGCCAAGAGUGUCGGCUACGAAAGUGCAAAGAGAUGGGCAUGCUGGCUGAAUUGAAGCCUCCAUCGCUGCUGGCAGGCCUGCUGACAGAGAUCCAGUGUAAAUCUAAAAGGCUGCGAAAGAACACCAAGGCCUCCCCGGGCCAGUCGACUGGAGAUGAGACAGAGGGGGCAGACAACACGGACAACAAACAGGUCACCUCGACCACCAAGCUGUCGAAGGAAAAGGUUGAAAUUACUAAGGAUCAGCAGGCACUGGUGAAAAUCAUUGUAGAAGCUUACAACAGACAUCAGAUUCCUCAAGAUGUGACCAAAAAAUUGCUACAAGACCAGUACAGUGCAGAGGAAAACUUCCUCCUCUUGACAGAAAUGGCAACAAACCAAGUUCAAGUUCUUGUGGAGUUUACAAAAAAUAUUCCAGGCUUCCUCUCUCUGGAUCGUGAGGAUCAGAUUGCUUUGCUGAAGGGCUCGGCUGUGGAGGCCAUGUUUCUGCGCUCCGCUCAGGUUUUCAACAGGAAGAUGCCCAGUGGGCACACAGAAGUUUUGGAGGACAGGAUACGCAAAAGUGGCAUCUCAGAGGAAUUCAUCACACCCAUGUUCAACUUUUACAAAAGCAUCGGGGAGCUCCACAUGGUGCGGGAAGAACAGGCUCUCCUCACCACCAUAACCAUCCUGACACCAGAUCGGCCUUAUGUGAAGGAUCAGCAGGCUGUUGAGAGACUUCAGGAGACCAUGCUGGACGUGCUGAGGAAGAUGUGCGUCCUGCAGCAUCCACAGGACCCGCAGUACUUUGCUCGUCUCCUGGGCCGCCUGACGGAGCUGAGGACACUCAGCCACUACCACGCAGAGAUGCUCACAUCCUGGAGAAUGAACGACCACAAAUUUACCCCGCUGCUUUGUGAGAUCUGGGAUGUGCAGUGACUCACCAGAAGUGAACGGAAACAUCGGGAUGGUAACUUUUCACUUGGAAGACAGAGUCAUGGUUCAGCUGCAGUGAAUAUUUAUACUGGAUCAUGUGACGAUCUGGAAUUAUAAUUUCCAUGCAACCUGUCUCCUGUGUGGCCUGACUUUCUUGGAGUUAGUCGUGUGUUGACUCUGUGAAUGGUUUAGGUUAGUUUUUUAUGACUCACUACAUCAUUGUGUCUGUUUGCUGUCAUUCUUGAGACUUGUCUUAUUGUUGAGACGACUGAAAUAACUUCUUUUUGUUGUGUACACCAUGUAACGCGUCUUGAAGUCCCAGCAUGAUUAAUCAGACAAGAACAAACACUGGAAAUUAUUCAAAGCAAGGAUGGUGCUCAAGUUUAGAUUAUAUUGAAUUUAAUAAUAGAUUCAUUUAUUUUUUAUUUGUAAAACUCAUAGUGCUCUCUACAUGUAUUUGCUGUAAAUACACAAAUGAUGUAUGUUCUGUCUCAAUAAAUAACAAAAUUAACAUGAAAAAAGAUUUAUGU
Messenger RNA from Scatophagus argus, 2357 nucleotides. RefSeq names its product nuclear receptor subfamily 1, group H, member 4 (gene nr1h4). Lineage: Eukaryota; Metazoa; Chordata; Actinopteri; Scatophagidae. Gene Ontology annotation, molecular function: zinc ion binding; bile acid binding; nuclear receptor activity. Gene Ontology annotation, biological process: cell differentiation; negative regulation of inflammatory response; bile acid signaling pathway. The transcript is spliced from 11 exons. The coding region runs from base 349 to 1830 and encodes 493 amino acids. The record is from RefSeq and is a predicted model, not a curated record.